This is a messenger RNA of Eufriesea mexicana, 2193 nucleotides long. Its product is annotated as gametogenetin-binding protein 2-like. NCBI's taxonomy places the organism in Eukaryota, Metazoa, Arthropoda, Insecta, Hymenoptera, Apidae. Gene Ontology annotation, cellular component: cytoplasm; nucleus. The transcript has 11 exons. Bases 91 to 2193 code for a protein of 700 amino acids. The record is from RefSeq and is a predicted model, not a curated record.
UACAAUUAUUUGUGGUCGUGUAUCAUAACGCCUUUCGAGAUUGAACAUUGUCGUAUAUAUAAUUGUUAUUAAUAGAGAAAUUCAACAGCGAUGGCGAAGUUAGUGAACCUUUGGGAUGAAGAACAUUCGUACAAGUUGAUGCGAAGACAAAUGCUGUUUGUCGAUGAGAAUCUUAAGAUGGUUAUGGACAUAAGUGAUUUGGGAGCAAUCUGUGAUAGUCCAUUAGUUUGUGGUAAAGAGCUUGAUGAAUUUACCAGAAAACUUAAUAUGCUUACAAAAGAAGAAGUUAAAGCUUCAUUUAAAGUAACAUGCAAGGAUAUGCUUGCAAUCUUAGGUCAAGCAGUACCAUGUGUUGGUUGUAGAAGAAGUGUUGAAAGAUUAUUCCAUGACCUUAUGAAAUCAGGACAUCCAGCAUUAGAUCCAAUGGUAAUUACACCUGAAGGUUUGUUAUCAAUAAAGGAUGAUGUUUUAAAGUCACCACAGCUGCUUUGUACAAUGUUGCAGGGGCAUAGUACUAGGUUAAACAGUUUAGUUGAAGGUCAACCUAGAAAUAAGAAAUCACGAAGAUGUGCACUCCAUUCAUUAGAAAUUCAACGUAUGAGACCUCCUCCAAGUGCAUGGAAAGAAGUAUGGGAUUGUAUGAAGUUUGUAUGUCGGUUAGGAUUUGCUGUGAUAAAAAGUAGUACUCUUGAAGCUACUUUGGAUACAUAUUUACAGAAACAUCGAUUUUGUGGUGAAUGUCGUACAAAGGUAUUGUUGGCAUUUUCUCUGUUAACAACAGAGCCUGAACCAGAAAAGGAAAAAGACUAUGUUGCAUCUUUAUAUGAUGGAAUUAAACGGUGUAUACGUGGUAGGCAUAUACAUAUACCUGUAGAUGACAUGUUUAUGGAUAAGCUUAUGGAACGUAUACAACCAGAACUCAUGGGAAGGGAACGACAUGCGAAAACGUUAGAAAUUGCUCAGGAAGAGGUACUUAUAUGUUUAGGAAUGUGUAUUACUGAACGUUUGCAUAGAAUUUAUAGACGAUUAAAAGAAGAAGAAACUGUAUGCAAAGUAUUAGCUGCUGUUGCAGUAGAUGCAUUGUCUAGGAAUUUUCAAAUGGCUGUAGAAGUUAAACAAGGUGUUUCUCAGUUAGAACUUCUCUAUGAAGAGUUAACAAAAGAAGAAAUAGCAAAACAACAACGACGAGAAAAGUUACGUUUAAAACGCAAAAAGAAGAAAGAACGACGGUAUGAGACAGAAGAGAAAGAAGAUACAUGUGAUUGCUCGAGCAAAAGACAAAAUGGUAAUAGUGACACAUCUUGUGUUUGUGCGGAUUCAAAACCCACAACGCAAAAUAUAGAUCAACAUAAGUUACAAGUAUUAGAUCCAAAAAAUAAGGGACCACCUACAUGUAAAUGCCCAGAUUGUGUAAAAAAAUCCAAAUCUAGUAUAUCACGGUCACAGAGUCAAUCACAAUUAGCAUCUCCUAAAAAAUCGCCAAAUAUGCAAAAAAAUACAAUUAAAAGAAGUUCUUCUGAAUCAAAGGCUAAAAUCCUUAUAAAUCAAACAAAGAAGAGUAAUAUGCCUGUUAAGAAUCUUUCUGAAGAAGAACUGUUUGAUGCCUGCGAGUCGUGUAAGGAUCUUCCGGAAAAAAUUGGAAAUGACCAUUGGCAUAAUUUAGAAGACUGCAAAGAUCCUAUGACUAAAGAAAUAGUAGAUGCUUGGAUUGAAAAGCCAAGUAAGAAAUGCAACAUGUGGAUAGAAAUGAAGAAACGUUUUGAAUUGUCAAUCUCGAAAAGAAAAAGUCGUUCUUCGAGUGAACAAUCAUCACAGGAUUGUGGUUAUUCGUCAGAGCAUAAUAUUAGUAGUUCUUCUCUCCCUAGUACUCCAGAAGGAUCGGAAGCAGCUUGUAGUGAUGGAUGUUGUAAUCAUGAGAGAGAUUGUCGGCCAUCUGAUAAACUUGUUCAUUCCAGUUCUAGUAUCUCAUUAUUAAAAGAAAGGGGUGGGGGUUUAACACUUACACAAAUGUUAGAAGAUUCUUGUUUAUCAGGGGAUGAAGAAAAAGAAAGUUAUAUUCCAGCUGAAGAAGUAUUGGAAUUUAAAUCUCGAAUGUGCCAAGUUCUUGAAAAACGGCAAGAACUUCGUCAAACAUUAAGAAAACGUUUUGCUAUUUUAUGCAGCCAUCCCAAACCCUUUACCAUUCCUAAUUAA